Neodiprion fabricii is the source of this 1846-nucleotide messenger RNA. RefSeq names its product lactosylceramide 4-alpha-galactosyltransferase-like. The transcript has 5 exons. The record is from RefSeq and is a predicted model, not a curated record. Lineage: Eukaryota; Metazoa; Arthropoda; Insecta; Hymenoptera; Diprionidae. The coding region runs from base 700 to 1806 and encodes 368 amino acids. Gene Ontology annotation, molecular function: alpha-1,4-N-acetylgalactosaminyltransferase activity. Gene Ontology annotation, biological process: glycosphingolipid biosynthetic process.
UUUUUUUUUUUUUUAUUUUGUCGGUCGGGGAAAAAGUGGGCGUUUCAAACUCCUAAAUGUGCAGCCGGGUCAAUCGGAUGUAUUUCAACAAAUCGUGAUUUCUCUACAUGAUCGACCGAGCGCAGCACCGCUUUUCGUUUUAAUCGCAGAACCUUUAAACGCCGCGACCAAAUCGAAACCGGCUCGUUCUGCUUUCGUUAUUCGGCUAAUCAGGUUGGAUAUCGCCGUGCGGAUAAUAGGGCGAAGCUCGUAUCGUCGUGUCUUUUUCGAUCAAACGUAAUCGUGGCUCUAUCUGCGAUAAAACCUGGAUUGCAGCAUGAAUAAUCUGGAGUGCGGUGUUCGUCUGUGAAAUUACUGUUAAUUAUUCAAAUCAAGAAACAUUAAUCCUUGAAAAACUGACUCGCCUGGAUAUUGUCCACCCUAGGACAAGUUUGAAAAAAGCUCCAAAGCUAGGGAGUGACGUUAUCGGUUUAAAAAGCAAAGUUGUUGAUUAUAAAAUCUCAGCGAUAAUACCAGGGGUCACGAAAAUAUCAAGGAUCGUGUCGAUUCGACCGAGGAGAUUUGAUGAAACAUAAAAUGAAUUCGUUAGUUGGGACUUGACGAGAGAAGUGAAAAGGAAUUGAAAAGAAGAAAAAAUACAAGGUACCCGAAUUCAGAUGUGAACUGCAUUCAUAACAUCGUUGGUAAUAUCAUUGCGCGAUGAAGACCGAAGGAAAGCUUCUUAACAAGGUUUUAUCGAUAAGAUUUACGAAAAUGAGGAAACGGCUCGUGCUCGGAUUCGCCAGUGUGGUAUUCCUCUUCAUCCUAGUGAUAUCGAGCGACAGUGACAUGAUACAAAGGGUUACACCCUUCUUGGGAUACGCUCAGGAACGCGACGUAUCCUGCUACGAAGAGUCCCCGACGAUCGACUCGAUCGAGCAAUUCGAAUCCGAAGAAGGUACGAUUUCGGAAAGACGGAUAUUCUUCCACGAGACGUCUUGCUUCGGGGAGGAAGGCGCCAUCCUAAACGCCCGUCAAGCUUGCGCCGUCGAAUCGGCGGCGAUGAUGAACCCGAAGACGACGGUUUACCUGCUCUUCGUAAGUCCGGUAAAGUUUGCGAACGCCUCUAAAGAGAUAGUCAGGCAGUUGACGAGCUACGAGAACGUCAGGAUACGACACAUUUCCAUGGAGAGGUACACGAAGGGAACACCGAUCGAGGAAUGGUACGCCACGGACGUUCUUAAGACAAGUCGAUGGCCCAGGAGUCACAUGUCGGACAUACUGAGGUACCUCACCCUCUGGAAAUACGGUGGGAUUUACCUCGACCUCGACGUCGUCGUCACAUCGAGUCUGGAACACCUGACGAAUUUCGCUGGUGCCGAAGACUGGGAAGAUGUGGCUGCCGGUGUUUUGGGCUUCGAGAAAUCGAGCUUGGGUCGAAGGAUGGCUGACGCUUGUCUGCGGGACCUGAAGACCAACUUCCGGGGUGACGUGUGGGGCAAUAACGGUCCUGGGGUGAUAACGAGGAUCCUCCAAAAGCUCUGCGCUACCAAAUACGCUCGAGAUAUGACGACGGUUCGGUGCCAUGGUUUCACCGUCUAUCCGCCAUCGACUUUCUACCCGAUCCAUUACAAGAAAUGGAAACGCUACUUCGAGGAGACGGACAGAAACUCGACGUUCAAAAUGCUCGAGGAUUCCCUCGUCAUUCACGUAUGGAACAAGCUAAGCAAGGACCAAAAAAUCAACGUCGGUAGUCGGGCUCCUUAUGCCGUUAUUGCUCAAAAACAUUGUCCCAAAGUCUACAGUCACUGCGGGAAAGUAUUUUGAAGGGAAACUGUAAGUAUUACUUUUAUAAGCAAUGCGAAAG